Messenger RNA from Pangasianodon hypophthalmus (striped catfish), 4863 nucleotides. RefSeq names its product ribosomal protein S6 kinase polypeptide 1 (gene rps6kc1). Gene Ontology annotation, molecular function: ATP binding; protein kinase activity; phosphatidylinositol binding. The record is from RefSeq and is a predicted model, not a curated record. The transcript is spliced from 17 exons. Lineage: Eukaryota; Metazoa; Chordata; Actinopteri; Siluriformes; Pangasiidae. The coding region runs from base 151 to 3153 and encodes 1000 amino acids. Gene Ontology annotation, cellular component: early endosome. Gene Ontology annotation, biological process: protein phosphorylation.
CUCUGCUGGAGGAAAAUAAUCAACAACACAGUGGUGUGAUGAAGCAGAGUUACUCUUACCACCUCGACGUUGAUUAUUUUCCAGUAACAGCACGUCCUGAAGUGACAGGAGGGUGGCUUGCUGCAGGCUGGUGGCGAUGCCUUAAUCAGGAUGAUAUCGCAGAGGGAAAGAGGCGAACUGGCUCGAUUUUACACCGUUACAGACCCGAAAAAGCACAAAAAGGGAUACACGGUGUAUAAAGUCACAGCCAGGAUCAUCUCCAGGAAGAAUCCCGAAGACGUACAGGAGAUCACAGUGUGGAAGCGCUACAGCGAUUUUAAGAAGCUGCAUAAAGAUCUGUGGCAGAUCCACAAAAACCUCUACAGACAGUCGGAGCUCUUCCCUCCGUUUGCCAAGUCUAAAGUCUUCGGCAGGUUUGAUGAGUCUGUGAUCGAGGAGAGGAGGCAGUGUUCAGAGGACCUGCUACAGUUCAGUGCUAAUAUUCCAGCUCUUUACGCUAGCCAGUACAUACAGGACUUCUUUAAGGACGGAGAGGUGCAGGACGGUUCGGAGCUCAUCGGGCCAGCAGAACCUUUUUCUGACUUCUUAGCUGACAGCCAAUCAGACAGCAGCUCUGAAGUUCAUAAGAGCGGUGGUGGUGUGGAUGAUUCGACCCUAACCAGUCUGUCAGAGUAUGGAGGUCCAUCCAGUGACAGUGAUCUGAUUUCUCUCCUGGUGGAUGGAGACUCCCUGCCCGAUUUGGACGAUGGAAUGGGCUCGGGCUGCAGUUCCCCAAACCAGCGGGCAGGAGGCAGUGGACGUUCCGUGUCCCCAAGCCGGACGGAGGUAGACCCGAGGCGGGCCAUCAGGGCGGCGCUUUUCUCCUCCAGCAACCAGAAGAAAGAUUACCUGGAGAAAGCCAGUGAGCAGAUCAGCCUUGCUGUGCAGAAAGAGGUGGAGCAGGACUACGCCUCCGCCUUCUUCUACUACCGCAGCGGAGUGGAUUUACUACUGCAAGGAGUCCAAGGUGAAGUGAGUCCGCGCAAGAGAGAAGCCGUGAAAAAGAAGACAGCCGAGUAUCUGAUGCGUGCCGAGCUCAUCGCUAACACAUACCUGAAAGACAGCAUGGGCCAGAACUCCACUCAGAACCGGACGCUGGCUGCUCAGUGCUGUAAGGGGUCAUGGGGUCAGCAGAGUCAGGCUGAUGAAUUGCACAACUACAGAGUGCUGGGGGUCAUCGACAAGGUGCUGCUGGUGAUGGAUAAGAGGACGCAGGAGAUGUUCGUCCUCAAGGGAUUGCGGAAGAGCAGCGAGUGUGGACAUGUGAAGAAGACCGUCAUCCCCCGCACGGUACCCAACAUGGUACGUCUCAGGAAGUUCAUCAUCUCCGAGGACUCCAUUUUCCUGUUGCUGCAGUAUGCCGAGGGAGGUAAAUUAUGGUCCCACAUCACCAAGUACCUGCAUGAAGGUAGUCAAGAAGACAGCUUUGACAUCCCCUUCAUCCAGAAGUCCCACACGACGACAGUUCACUGCACCGAUGCCCUGAUCAGCUCGGAGAGCAGCGGCUCACGGCCCAGCGUGGAGCUCCAGGAAGACCAGGAGGAAGACGAGCUCCGGCCAAUUCUGACAGUCCAGAGCGAAAGCGGCUCACAAGCCCCACUGUCUGGCACUUCAGAAGAAGAAGAGUGCACCAGCAGCUACCUGACACUGUGCCAUGAGUACGAGCAAGAUAAAGUGGAGCCUGAGGCUCUGGGAGAGGAAGAGGAAGAUGCAAAAGAGGCCGAGGAAGAUUCUGGCGAUCUCGGAGGCGAAGGUUCUGGUGCAGAGGCAUUACCGAGGUCGUAUCGAGGCUCGGUAAUAAGCAGCGAUAGUUUGUGUUCUCCGGUUGGUGGGCAUGAGCUGUGCUUCUUCACCGAGGAAGACGAGGAGCUUGUUGACCCGCCCACUCUCGAUUCUCUGGACCAACUGAAACGUUCACCCAUGGAGUUUUUUCGGAUUGACAGCAAGGACAGCGGUGACAUCUCCCGGACGCUGUUCUCCACCUCAGAUCUGGGCUCGGAGGUAACAGAGGUCACUGAGGAUCCUCUGGAGAUCGGUGAGGUGGUAGAGGUUAAAGGUCACCUGUCCGAUCUGUGGCGGUUCGAUAGCGAUCAGGGUUCUAAUGAAUCCGUGCCUGUGAUUUCUUUCAAAGAGGCCAUGGCGGAGGACGCAAACACAUCCUGUAUUGAUGAGGGACAACCUCCGGACCUUUUAGUCAACCUUCCUGGGGUCACAGGGGUCGCAGGCGAUGAUCUGGAGGAGGAGCUUGCAGCAGCGGGUGUGGCUUUUGCUGUAGAAGCCAAGCCUUCACCUCAAUUUGGCAAACCAGAUGUACUCCAGCUGGGAGAGGAAGCAGGCCUGGAACUAUCCGUUGAAGGACAUGCUCCUGAUAUCUCUGUUUUACGUAGCCAGUCUAACCCGGAUGCGUCUGAACAGAAAGGCCACGCCUCUUUCAUAAACAGCAACACAGAAUCUCAGACACUUUCCCUUCCCUUUGAUUCUCUCAUUCUCAGGACUGAAACUGACCCCACCCAACCACCACCCUCUGCAGGGCCAGAGGUCACGGAGAAGAGGGAGGGCAGGAGUGUGUCCGAGAUAUUCCGAGAGCUGGAUGAGUUGGCCGAAGUGGCGCUGCACACACACCUGCCCGAGGCGCUGGUGAGGAGCUGGGCGGUGGACAUGUUGCUCGCUCUUGACGCGCUGCAUCAAGAGGGAAUCAUCUGCCGAGACCUUAACCCCAACAACAUACUGCUGGAUUACAGAGGUCAUGUAGAGUUGACUUACUUCUGUAGCUGGACUGAAGUGGAGGAAUCCUGCGAUCCUAUUGCUGUCACCAAGAUGUACUGUGCACCAGAAGUGGGCGGGAUAUCAGAGGAGACGGCAGCGUGUGAUUGGUGGAGUUUGGGAGCGCUUCUCUUUGAGCUUCUGACUGGAAAGUCUCUUCAGCAGUGCCACCCCGCUGGUAUCAGCAGACACACGUCACUGAACAUUCCAGACUUCGUGUCAGAGGAGGCCAGGUCUCUGCUGGAACAGUUGCUGCAGUAUAACCCGGUAGAGCGACUAGGCGCGGGCGUAGGAGGAGUGGAGGAUAUCAAAUCACAUCCCUUCUUUGCUCAUGUGAACUGGCCUAACUGAACAGGUCAGAGGUGAAAGGUCAGCUGUAUGACUAACUGAACUGAGAGCUGAGUUGCUGCAAAACACUCCCUCUCUGUGUGUGUGUGUGUGUGUGUGUGUGUGUGUGUGUUAGCAUGAGAGGAAGGAGCUGAAUCUGAUCAUCUCAAUCUUCUCACUGUACUGAAGACUCCUUUCACACUCUGUCGUUAUUUAACACACCAAUAUCCAGGAUAAACAAAACAACUUUCCCAUCAUGCACUACGGGUCCCUGCGCCACUCACGUCUGUUACACAUUUUACUACAGCGUUCUCGUGCCAUCUUCAUUACCUGUUACAUUGUAGUGGUGCAGCACCAUGAUAAAAUUUCAAAUGGUUGUGAAAUUAAAGGAGAAGUUUGAUGAAAUUGAAAAUGAAGGCUUGUUUGGUGUUGGCAGUUUCGCACUGGAGCUCUGAGGCUAAUGUUGCUAACAACAAAUGGAAACUUAUAGCUACCGGUUUAGCAUUGGGCAAACUGCUUCAAUCAUCACCUGAAAAGUAGGAGUACAUUAAAAAUUGAUAAAAAAAUGCUGGAAUAUGUGCAUAUUUACAAAAUAAGUGCUUUGUUUUUAAACUCUAGGCCACACCCCCUACAUGACUCCCCUCUUCAGCGUCAUUUUGUUCGAUAUUUUGUUCGAAAAAUAUUUCAUUAAAGAACAUAUGCAUUAUCUAUACGCAUUAUAUAACCGCUUGAACUUCUGACAACUGAAGUAACUUUAGCCGUCAUCAUUUUAGUUUGUUCUUUCUAGCUAGUUCGGAAGCUAGCGAGUUAGCAAGCUAGCAUGUUAGGUUGCGACACAGCAAGUCAUUAUGUCAGAGGAAGUAGGAGUGUGUAAACAAACAAGAGAAUUGUAGAUGAGUAGGAUUCUAUAAAUUAAAAAUCUCUUUGUGGUGCAAGUGGCCAUUUUAAAACGUAAAAGCGUUAAGUAAGGAAUAAAGCACGACAGGAUGAAGUGUUGUAUAUGAGGAAUAAAAGUGUUGUAUGUCAUAGCACUGACUAAACAACACGUGACUAGCUAUAGGCUUCCCUUACGUGCUAGCUACAUUAGCCGCAUAGCUUUAGUACGAAACUAAAGAAGCAAACUUGAGUGGAAAUUGGAAAUUUUCUGAUGUAAAAAAUGAAAGUUUUACUAAAAUAGGAUCUUUAGUCGAAGUAGGAAGUAAUGUACAUUUGUUGUUGUCCUGCUCAGAGACAUUUGUUUCAUCUCACAGGUUCAUUAUGUGUGUGUUGGAGAAUAAAACCACUUAAAAAAAAAAAAAAAAAAAAAAGGCCUGAAGUCGGAGAUCAAAAACCCCCUCUCUUUUUUUACCCCCUAUUUAUUUUCACACUUGCUCCAGGAACUUGUGCAAUAUUACAUUAAAUAUCACUUCAUUAGAUCAUAGCCGAUUUUAGUUAAUAUUUUUAUUAUUAAUAUUAUUAUUAUUGAAUGUGCAUAUUUAUUUUGCACUUGAACUGGGUCAAAUUGUGAACAAGUCCUAAUUUCGGUGUAAUUAUGUGAACUAGAUGAUGAAUAUUGAAGACCAGUUAACAUGCUCACAUGACCCUUAUUAGCUUCCAAUUUGCACUUGUAGUAGAAAAGAGGGAUCAAAGGGUCCAAAAUUUGAAUAAAAUCCUUCAAAAAGUCUAAGCAUUCGGUUCCAAAGAUCAUCGAACCCCAAAAAAAAAAAAACCACACACCCCAUUGAAAUAUGAGAC